Messenger RNA from Mus caroli (Ryukyu mouse), 6127 nucleotides. RefSeq names its product G protein-coupled receptor 107 (gene Gpr107). Gene Ontology annotation, biological process: clathrin-dependent endocytosis. Gene Ontology annotation, molecular function: clathrin heavy chain binding. The record is from RefSeq and is a predicted model, not a curated record. Gene Ontology annotation, cellular component: clathrin-coated vesicle; Golgi apparatus; membrane. Lineage: Eukaryota; Metazoa; Chordata; Mammalia; Rodentia; Muridae.
CUUUGACCCGGAAGAGGGUGGGAGAGGAAGCAGCUGGUGAUGCUGGAACAAACAUGGCCGUCCCGGUACCCCUCGGCCGCUCCGGCUCCUUCUGCCUGCGGCUGCUACGACUGCUGGCGUUGCUGGAGCUGCUGGUCCACCCCGUCUUGGGCCGCGUCCAUCACCUGGCGCUCAAAGAUGAUGUGCGGCAUAAAGUCCAUCUCAACACCUUCGGGUUCUUCAAGGACGGGUACAUGGUGGUCAACGUCAGCAGCCUCUCUGUGAACGAGCCUGAGGGAGCCACGGACAAGGAUGCUGAGAUCGGAUUCAGUCUGGACCGGACUAAGAACGAUGGCUUUUCUUCUUACCUGGAUGAAGAUGUGAAUUACUGUAUUUUAAAAAAGAAGUCCAUGUCUUCUGUCACUCUUGUCAUCUUAGACAUCUCUGGAAGCAUAGUCAAGGUCAGAUCCCCACCAGAAGCUGGUAAGCAGUUACCAGAGAUUGUCUUCAGCGAGGAUGAGAAAAUCUUGAGUCGGAGCCAGGAGCCUGCUGUCAGCUCCAACCCCAAAGUCAGUGAGGCUCAGAGAACCCUCGGUGGUUUAAAGGCUGGACGAAGUACAGUGGACUCAAAGGCUAUCACAGAACGAUUCUUCUCAAUUCACAAGAAUGAUGGGGUGGUCUCAUUUCAGUUCUUCUUUAACAUCAGCACCGAUGACCAGGAAGGCCUCUACAGCCUUUACUUCCACAAGUGCGCAGGCAGCAGCGUGAAGCCUGGUGAACAGGCCUCAUUCAGCCUAAAUAUUGCUAUCACAGAGAAGAACCCUAACAGCUACCUCUCUGCCGGGGAAAUCCCUCUCCCCAAGUUAUAUGUUUCCAUGGCCUUGUUCUUCUUUCUGUCUGGGACCAUUUGGAUUCACAUCCUUCGUAAGAGAAGGAAUGAUGUAUUUAAAAUUCACUGGUUGAUGGCGGCCCUUCCUUUCACGAAGUCUCUCUCGUUGGUGUUCCAUGCAAUCGACUACCACUACAUCUCCUCGCAGGGCUUUCCGAUUGAAGGCUGGGCCGUUGUAUACUACAUAACUCACCUGCUAAAGGGCGCACUCCUGUUCAUCACCAUCGCUCUCAUCGGCACUGGCUGGGCCUUCAUCAAGCACAUCCUGUCUGAUAAAGACAAGAAGAUCUUCAUGAUUGUCAUCCCGCUCCAGGUCCUGGCGAAUGUGGCCUACAUCAUCAUAGAGUCCACUGAGGAGGGCACAACUGAGUAUGGCCUGUGGAAGGACUCUCUGUUCCUGGUUGACUUGCUUUGCUGUGGCGCCAUCCUCUUCCCAGUGGUGUGGUCAAUCAGGCAUUUACAAGAAGCCUCCGCCACAGAUGGAAAAGCUGCCAUCAACUUAGCAAAGCUGAGGCUUUUCAGACAUUACUACGUCUUGAUUGUGUGCUACAUCUACUUUACCAGGAUCAUCGCCUUCCUUCUCAAGUUUGCUGUUCCAUUCCAGUGGAAGUGGCUCUACCAGCUGCUGGAUGAAACAGCCACACUGGUGUUCUUUGUCCUGACGGGGUAUAAAUUUCGCCCAGCUUCAGAUAACCCCUACCUGCAGCUGUCUCAGGAAGAUGAUGACCUGGAGAUGGAGUCCGUAGUGACGACAUCGGGUGUAAUGGAGAAUAUGAAGAAGGUGAAGAAAGUGAGCAACGGUGCUGUGGAGCCCCAGGGCAGCUGGGAAGGCACCGCAUGACAGCAGGGCUGAGGACUGCUGUCAAUGAAACUAGCUUAUUCAUAGCCAAGCAGUGAGCAAGCGCGUUCCUGACAGAACGAUGGCAUCUCCCAGCAGUGACACUCCAGCGGGCGCUGAGCGCUCAUACCGAGGGAGUGCCACGGACACACAUUUUUGUACUCUUAGGAUCUGGAUUGUGGUGUGGGCUACAGGCAGCUAGGACUGCCCUCAGUGAGGGCGGGAGGGGGCUUAGAGGGGGAGUAAAGAACUGGAGUCUGAUUUACCUUGCUAAUUGGGAGCCUGGGUCUGUGCCAAGGAGCCCUGUGGCUGCUACUCAGAAAGGCUAUGGGGUGGGGGAGCGGGUCUGCGCUGGUCACAGUGCUGUGGAGGCUGGGGAGGGUGUGACUCGCUGCUCAGCCUAGCAGUUUAUAAGGCUUUGGGUUCAAUUCCUAGCACCAGGGUGGGGGGAGAAGAAUUUACUUUGGGAACUAGACAGAUAUCUACCAAGGGCAUGAGAAAGGGAUUGUCAGCCUUUGGGAACAAGAACAACAGAAAUGAAUGAAAUUCUUCUAGAUAGCCAAAUAGACACCCUAGGUGGCAUGACACCUGUCCAGGGAGGGCCACUGGUCCCCAAGCACCACUCUAAAUGUCCCCACCCUGAUGUGACCUACACCAGUGGUGCUAGAGGCCAGCAGGGAGGACCCAGUACACAGCUGGCUGAAGGGAGAAAGGCCUUGGAGCUCCAGAAGUGUGCUCCAGCUGGCUCUCCUGACUCCAUCCCCCUGCCUGCCCAGAGCAGCCGCCUGGCUUCCUCUCCUUCCACCUGUGUCUUCUGAUCCGAAUCAGAGAAAACAGAACUUUCCUGAAGGAGCAGCUGAGGACAGAAAGGGUAGUGUCUAAACGAACGCUUAGGUAAGCAUCCUUCCACAGCUUGCAUGGGCCAGGCAGGACCUCUGAGCCUCAACUACGUAGUCCAAGCAUGCGUGAAGGGAGUGAGUGUCUUUGAGCCACUCAUGCUCAGAGACCUGAAACAGCCAGAUCUGCUCAGAACUUGGGCAGGAACACCAGCGGCUGCCUGCAGAAGGCAUGUGACGAGGUCACAGGAGACCAGCUCAGCACCUCAGAGCCGCUUAGUGCCCAGGACUUGCAGGUGAGUCACACCUUCAAGGAACAAGCACUUCCUAGGGUGAGUUACUCUACCUCCCAGUGCAGAAGAUCUCUGUCCUGAAGACAGUGUGUCUGUCUCCACACCCCCAGCCCAAGACCUAAGUCACCAGUGAGAAGCCGCUGCUUGUGCUGCCCUAGCAGGUCCGUCCCUACCACAGGUGUUCCGACAGGCCUGAAGAAUCUAUUUAAGGGACCUCUUCCUCCUAGUUCCUUUUGUUUGUUUGUUUGUUUGUUUGUUUGUUUGUUUGUUUUGUUUAUACUUGUUUAAAGUAUGUGGUGGGAAGGGAGUUGUCGAGCAGUCGGGGGAUUGGUGCUUUGUUUUCUGCACGUAAGCAGUCCUCCAGCACUGCAGAAGCUGGAGUGUUCCUGUGGUGACAUCUACGCCACAGCCUGCCUCUCAGAGGGCAGGGUCUUUUUGAAAGGGGCCUCGUUUUACUUGCUGGGUUUUAGGAGAGCCAGAGGGGAGAAGUUGUACCACCCAGCCCACAGAGCUCUCUUGGUGCACAGCUGAGCUGGUGUAGGGGGACAGCCUGCUCCUUCCAGGGCAUGGGUGCAAGGGCUGGGAGGUGUGCUACAGCAGUGUGCUCCCAAGUCUUGCCCUGGAACUGCUGUAGGUGGGAAGCCAGGCAUGGCGGGGGAAUUAGAAGCCUAACCUAAGGCUGGGAAGACUGGCCUGGUGCCCAGGCUGUGGAAAGGAAAGCUUCCAGCCCUUUAUCCUGCACUGUAAGUGUAUCGUCUCCAUCACUUGAGAGCUGUGAGCCAGCAUUCCACGGUGUCCUUGGGUAGAGGAGUCUGAUUGCUAGUCCAGUCGCCCCAGCUCACGAGCUGCCCUCUGCAGCCUUGAGUCUUAGCCCACCUGGCUUCACACAGCCCUGUUUCAAUGGUAAAGCCCAUGUGUUGGAGGGGCUGAGCAAAAACGGGGUGUGCAUUGCACUGCCACUCUGGUAUUAAUAGCUCUGCUCUGUGUCUCUCCCCCCUUCUGCCUGCGUGAGGUAUCCAUACUUUUUUUGAGAGUGCUGUGGACUGGAAGCUGUGGGCUGUGACAUUUAAUAAAGUGUGGUAGAUAAUUAUUUCUUGGACAACAGGAGCAAGUGUUCAAUUCUGAAUUCUGGCUCUAACAGGACUCAGCCUCUCAUGUUUGAAUAGCAGAGCAUAGUCUAAUGUUGAGCCUGCCUGGGCUUCAUUCUCUCUAGAUAGAGGAGCAGCUCACUCCAGGUCACAUCAAGCCUGAGUCUUCAGUUCUUCAAAAACCACUUCAGAGUAAAUACCUAAGUGUCCCCACUCUAGCCCUCACCUGUGCUGCCAGCCAGGGCUGCCCAACUCCUGAAGUGCUCGCAGAAUUUCUGCUUCCCUUGGUCCUCGUGUCCUCCUCUCAUCCCUCUCCUUCCCUCGUGCCCCCUCCUUUUCUCUCUCCCUCGCUCCCCACACUCCCUCCUGCUUUGCCACUGACUCCCUGGCCUCUCUGGCAUACUCAGCCGCAGGCUGGUGCACUGCAGCAUUGGCUGCCUGCAGCUGCGUGCAGAAUGUAUUUUCUAAACCAGGGAGUAUUUUAUCAAGAGAGUGCAAACUAUGCAAACUCACUCUGUAUUGCUGCUCUGACCACAUGGUGAUCUCCGCACACCGCAAUGCCUGUCUGGCUCUUGGAGUGGAGUCUAAAGCAAGUCUUUGCAGAACGGGAAGCCCAUCAGCAAUCUCUGUGUUCAUUUUCAGUGGCCCCUGGCCACCCCCCACCCACAUCCCAAAGCGUGGUCCUUGAGGAAGCAUUAGUCUGAUGCGGUUGCUGGCCCAUUUCCACACACCCAGAAGGACAACCUCGCUCUGCCAAGCUGCUGGUCCUCAAAGGAAGACUCUAGCCUACCCCCCAGCCUUGUUCCCACGUUCCAUCACCCACCUGAGCUCACAUGCUGACCUGCCCCAGCUUCAGCACUCACCGUGUGCUCCUCAGGGGCCUGCGCUGCCCACUGCUGCCGCCUUUCCUGUCUAGGGCUCUGUGAGGACUUUAUUCACCCUCUCAGCUAUUUAGAGCAGACUAGUGUUCUCAAAGGUCUGCCUUUUGUUCCUCCUUUCCUGAGGCUGCCCCGGCAAGAUUCUGUAAAAACAUUCACAGGAGUGCCCCUCAUACCUGUACCACCUAGAAUGUGUUCACAGGCCAAGGAGUUUCCCAGUUCCUCCAAGGCCUUGUCUGUCCCAUAGAGGUGUGUUUGUUUUGUGCUUUAAAAGUAUCAUACAAAGCCGGGUGUGGUUGCACACGCCUUUAAUCCCAGCACUCGGGAGACAGAGGCAGGCGGAUUUCUGAGUUCCAGGACAGCCAGAGCUAUACAGAGAAACCCUGUAUACAGAAAAAAAAAAAAGCAUCAUACAUUUAGGUGACGCUCUGCCUGGUCAGGGACCUCCUGCCUGCUUCCCUACACUAUAAAGAGGGACAGACAGAAAAAGCUUGGGAGCAGAUGUGGUCAUGACUGGCAUGUCAGGACCUGGUAUGAUUUUGACCACAGAGAGACUUGAUCCUGGCCAGUGGUGAAGGCACACAGGCUCCUGUGGUGAAGGCAUACAGAGCAGAGUGAGGCAGACACAUUUCUGAGACAGGAUGCUCAUUUGGAGUUGAGGUGCAGUGGAUGGGGAGGGAACUGGAGGGCCAGUCUUCUUAGCAUCCAAGCGCUGUGUCCUGCUGCUGGGCCUGGAAAGCCUGUCCACAUGAAGGGACUCUUCCGUCCCUAAACAGCUUUCCUAGAUGACCCAAAUAAUUGUCAGACUGAACCCAGAGGUGUCACCUGCAGGAGGUCGUCUGGCCUGUAUGCCUUACUCAGGUUGGGGUGCAGGGGCUGGGGACCACUUAGUAAUGUUUAACAUUAAUCACUGAAAUAUUUCCAAGCAUGGGAUUUAGAUGUGCUCAGGACUGGCCACUGUAUGGAGGCACUUCACUGCAAAGCAAAUACGCCCAAUAAAGAUUCCAUGUGGAAGCUUGUGUCUGUGGUCCUAGGGAAACCCAGGCACUGCCUAGCUUCCUCCUCAAAAUUCAGUGUUCAUACAGUUCCUCAUGUUGUGGUGACCACAAACCAUGGAAUUGCUUUUGUUGCUACUUCUUAACUGUAGCUUUGAUACUCUUAUGAAUUGUAAUGUAAAUAUCUGAUAUACAGAUGGUCUUAGGCAAUCUCCUUGGAAGGCUCAUUUGAUUCCCCCAAAGAGGUCGUGACCCACAGGUUGAGAACUGCUGUAAUUCCUUAUUAUCUGUGCUCAUUAAAUCAGCUGGCUGCCUGCCACCCACUCUCACU